Messenger RNA from Rhipicephalus sanguineus (brown dog tick), 1834 nucleotides. Its product is annotated as WD repeat-containing protein 86-like. The record is from RefSeq and is a predicted model, not a curated record. The transcript has 7 exons. Bases 11 to 1561 code for a protein of 516 amino acids. Gene Ontology annotation, molecular function: histone binding. Lineage: Eukaryota; Metazoa; Arthropoda; Arachnida; Ixodida; Ixodidae. Gene Ontology annotation, cellular component: Set1C/COMPASS complex.
UCUUUUUAACAUGUGCGCAUCACAGAGUUCUUCGAAACUGCUGUUGUCAAAAGUUGGUUCAGUGCAUGAUUACAACGUGUACGCAUUGCAGGGUUGCCAGAGGCAUCGACAACCUGCGUGGCCCUGGCGGCUUCGGCUGAUGGGCAGCGCUUGCAGCGUCCGCCGAAGCGGUAAGAGGGUCUCUACGACGGCUGACAGCACGGACCCGGCAGGCGUGCGCUGGCCUUACCUGACCGAGCGGCUGGAGCAGCACCAGGGCGGUAUCAAUUGCCUGUCGCUGAGCGAGGACCACUCCUUGCUCGUGUCCGGAAGCGAAGACGGCCGUGUGCUCAUGUGGAGCAGCCAGUCGACGCCCGUCGAACUCCUCGGCACGCUGAGCGGCCAUGCGGGCUACGUCACGCACUGCACGGUCCACGGAAAUUUUGUGCUCACCGGCUCAGCCGACGGCACGCUGCGCAAGUGGUCCAUCGUGGACGCAAAAUGCGUGCACGUCUUCGUUGGCCACGGCGCCCGAGUCAACCGGGUGCUGUGCACGGGCGACCUCGUACUCAGCACGUCACAUGACAAGACAGCGCGCGCCUGGCGCUUUAACGCUGACCUGGAUGAACAGGAAAUGGAAGAACAACGGCUGCUGCGUCAAGUUGCAAGUAGUGGCCGCAGCAGUAGGCGCAGCAGCGCCACCAAGAAGCGGUCAGACAGCCAGGCAAGCACCGUGCAGAAAGACCCCGCAGGGGACGACACUUCGACGUCCUCAGGAUUCUCGGAGGGGGCCGACUCCAGAUCGCGAACUCACAAAGUCGAUGACCGCAUCACCGUCUUUCGAGGUCACACGAAGAGCGUCUUCCCAGUGAUCUUCGUGCCGUCUGAUGGGCUCUCGGAGUCUGACACCGAGGAUAUCGUUGUCACGGGCUCCCACGACUGCACGGCUCGAACCUGGGGCCUUUUCUCCGGCGAUUGCUUAAAGAUUCUACGUGGCCACACAGCGCCCAUCAACGCCAUGGAGGUGGACGCUGAAGGAGUCUACGUGUUCACGGGAGGCGGCGACGGUGUAAUCAGGAGCUGGCACGUUCGCAGCGGCGAAUGCCAGCACGUGCUCACAGGACACCAGGGACCCAUUGUUUGCCUGCUCGCGCACAGCAAGAUGCUCUACUCGGGCAGUUCGGACAACACCGCCCGAGCAUGGGUCAUGGAGUUCGGCGAAUGCACCCGCGUCUACCGGGGCCACCAGCACACGGUCGACUGUCUCUGCUACCACGACCGGAUGCUGUACACGGGCUCCGGAGACAAGGUUGCCCGCAUGUUCGAAGCCAAAUCGGGCACGCUGAAGCGGUCUUUUCGAGGCCAUGAGCAUGGCGUUGUCUGUAUUCAGGUGGUGAAGGGCAAGCUGUUCACCGGCUCGUUCGACGGCAGCCUUUUUGUGUGGGACACGACGGGAGUGGUGGACGAGACGGUGUUCGGCGACGAGGUUCUCCCGGAAGAGGACGAAAGUGAACUGCCCGACGACAGCGAUGAGGUGAAGAUGGCCGUCAGCUUUCUUGAGCCUUUCAUCCACGAAGGCUGACUUCGUCGACCUAUGCAUCAAUAUCGAUGUCGGCAUUUAGGUCCAGCCAGACACCACUUCCUCUUGUACAGAAAUUUUGGAGGGUUAUUCAAAAUAUAUGAAAACUGGAAAUCACGUGCACGAAUGGCCAAAAAAAAGUUGGCUGCCGGCUCCGCAAGCAGUCAUAGAUGAACCAAACGCUUGCGACAUCUGAACAAGUGCGAAACGCUUGCAUGUCUUUCUUUUUUUCUUUUUUACCGCUUUUUUACCUCUUGCUAUUCAAUAAAUACAUAU